Molecule: messenger RNA, 1377 nt
Organism: Capsicum annuum
Lineage: Eukaryota; Viridiplantae; Streptophyta; Magnoliopsida; Solanales; Solanaceae
Product: OVARIAN TUMOR DOMAIN-containing deubiquitinating enzyme 3
Exons: 8
Coding region: 125-766 (213 amino acids)
Biological process (GO): endoplasmic reticulum unfolded protein response; protein deubiquitination
Cellular component (GO): nucleus; cytosol
Molecular function (GO): cysteine-type deubiquitinase activity
Source: RefSeq, a predicted model, not a curated record
UAAAUUAUAAAAAAAUAAGUUUAAAAUAAUAAUUAUUUUAAUUAUAAAUUUAUAGUUAUUAAGAUAAUGUAAUUCUUAUUACAAUAUUUUAUUUUUCUGUGACACGUUUUGGAGUUUGAAUUUCAUGGCGGCCGUACCACCCUCUAAUGAUGUGGUGCUUGAGGAACUGAGAGAUGGAUUAGCGCAGUUUGAGUUGGCUACUUCCCCAGUUGCUUCAGUUUCUGCUUCCAGUUAUAGACCUCAUCAAACAGGAAAUGCUUUUGCUGUUUUGUCUGGCGCCACUGGGUAUCAUGUUUUUGCUAGAAUUGGACCAUCACUAGGUGGAGCUUCCCCAGCCUUAAAGAAAGCAGAACGUUAUUCAGUACAAAAAAUAACUGGUGACGGCCGCUGCAUGUUUCGUGCUCUGGUAAAAGGGAUGGCUUUCAACAAAGGUGUGAAACUUCACCCUCGAGAUGAAAGAGAUGAUGCAGAUGAAUUGAGGAUGGCUGUAAAGGAGGCUAUUUGUGAUGAUGAGAAAGAACGUCUUAAAUAUGAAGAGGCCUUGGUUGCCAUUACAGUUGAGGAGUCUUUGAGACGAUAUUGCCAACGCAUUGGACGGUCUGAUUUCUGGGGAGGAGAGUCAGAGCUAUUGGUAUUAUCAAAGUUGUGUUGCCAGCCAGUUAUGGUAUAUAUACCAGAACAGGAGAAUGAAGCAGGGAGAAAUGAAGUGGGAAUCAGGAAUUUAUACAAAUGUGGUGUUGAGGAUAUCAUCCUGAAUAACAUAUAAUGAAUGACGAGUGCUUAAAAGAAACACAGAUGAAUAAAGUGACUGAAGAUAUCUCAUAUCUUCAGUUCAUUCUGGAGGAUACAUAUGUUGUGUUCACCACUUUAUUCUGUCAUGAGUGGUCAGAUCUACAUUCACUCUAGUUCGAAUUCAUGGGCUCCUGUUAGUAGAGAUUGGUUAGUAUGGUGUUUGCUUCGGACUGUAAACUUGUAUAUAUAGGUACUGCAUUUGCAGUCCUGAAAUCAUGUGAGAAAGAGGUUGAAACGGUGAUUACCACCUUGAAGACUUGCUACCUAGUUGGUCGAUCAAGCCUAGACCGUAAGACUACAAUUGCAACAAUGUGUGUGUUACUGAUUUGAAAUAAUCUGGACCACCAACUAAUCUAAUGUCGCUACUAUCAUUGAAAAUUGUCAAAUCCUGUUUCCUUACCUAGUAAGUACUCCAUAUCUAAUCUCUUAAGUACUCCUAAACCUCUCUUUUGUUUGUUCGUUGAUAUGUUUGAUUUAAUGUUUUCUUAUGAAUUUUCUGCUUUUUGACUAUGAAACUGUAGCAUGGGGGAAGGGGCUCUGGUUUCAUUCCUAUUGCAGAAUAUGGAGCUGAGUUCCGUAAAGGUU